UAUCAAUUAGUAUAAUAUUCAUUUAAAAAUGAGUUCGAAGAAGGGCAAACGUAAUUUAGGCAAUAAGCACUUUCCGAUCGCUGAAUCUGUGAGCAUAGCGCUGAAGAUCCAGCUUGAUAAGUUUCUUAGUGAUGAAAAUGAGACUGAACUGAAGUUUCCAUCGUUCCUGUCUGCUCAAGAACGAGGGUUCAUCCACGAGACUGUUGCUAAGUUGGGACUGAAGUCUAAAUCGCGUGGGAAAGGUGUGAACCGGUUCUUAACAAUAUACAAACGGUUAGGGUCAACAAUUAUCCAGAAUGAUGCUACACUCAUAUUGGACACUAGCAUGCGAUCUAGUAUUGCGGAGCUGUUUACCGCAUUCCCCAUUACAAGCAAGGAGAAGGAUGACUUGAACACCUGCCCAGAAAAGGAGCGGAGCCCACAGCUAGCCCAUAAAUCUCUGGGACAGUUGAACAAUGGUGUGCCACAGAUCCCAAACACAUUCUACAACCCAGACCUAAUGAAGUUCAGAGAGAAGUUGCCGGUUUAUGAACACAGGCAGGAUCUCAUUAACGCUAUAUUACACAACCAGGUGAUAAUAGUAGCGGGCGCGACCGGCUGCGGCAAGACCACUCAGCUGCCCCAACUGGUGCUGGACCACUUCCAGGAGGAACAGGAGCCAGCCAGGAUCUACUGCACGCAGCCGCGACGGAUCUCCGCCGUCUCCGUCGCGGAGAGGGUAGCGUACGAGCGUAUGGAGAAGAUAGGUCAGUCUAUCGGGUACCAGAUCCGGCUCGAGUCCCGCGUCAGUCCUCGCACGGUGCUCACGUACUGCACCAACGGAGUACUUCUACGUACUCUCAUGGGCGGAGAUACCGCACUUACUGGCGUGACGCACGUGAUGGUGGACGAGGUGCACGAGCGGGACAAGUUCAGCGACUUCCUGCUCAUCGCGUUACGCGACGCACUCCUCCGGCUCAAGGACCUCAAACUGGUGCUCAUGUCCGCCACCAUGGACACGCUCAUAUUCUCCAGGUAUUUCGGCAACUGUCCCGUGGUAACCAUACCCGGGCGGCUGUUCGAGGUGCAACGCUACUACCUCGAAGACAUCCUGAAGAUGACCAAGUAUAACACCAAGAGGAUGAUGCAAAUCGAAAUGGAGUUGAAGUCGAAACUGAAGAGUGGCCAGAGCUUCUGGUCACAAUUGGAAGGUCAGAAGCUAGCGCAAGAGGGGAGCGGUAAAGAUGAGAAACAGACGGAUAUAGACCCUGCGUUACAAGCCGACAUGGAUGAGUUUCUUGAUGAAUGCUUCAAUGAAGGCAGUCUGGACUCGUUCAGCCAGAUCCUAUACAUGUUCCUGUCGGAGGGCGUGCCCGUGCACUACGCGCAUGCGCGCUGCGGCCGCACCGCACUCAUGGCGGCGGCGGCGCGCGGCCUGUGCAACACCGCGCAGCAGAUCCUGCGCAUCGGCGCAGAUCCAUCUAUCAAAGAUAAAAGUGGCAAAUCGGCUUACGAUCACGCCGUGGAUAACGGACACACAGAGUGCGCCGAACUGUUAGCUACAUUCAACAACACAGAGGAACCCAAGAGCAACCAAGAAGAUGACAACGCUGCAGACAACUUCCUUCUAGACGUUUAUAAUCAUGCCGUCUCAGAAGAGGUCAUAGACCAUGAUCUCAUGCUCACCCUAGUGAAGCACAUUCACUUGAAUAUGCCCAAAGGAAGCAUACUAGUCUUCCUUCCGGGGUAUGACGACAUCGUCACCCUAAAAGAUUUAAUCCAAGGAUGUACAGAAAUGACAGUGAUGAAAUAUCAAAUAUUCACUCUGCACAGCAACAUGCAAACUAUGGACCAGAAAAAGGUGUUCAAUCCUCUGCCGAACGCCAGGAAAAUAAUCAUAUCCACAAACAUAGCGGAGACAUCUAUCACCAUUGACGAUGUAGUUUACGUGAUAGACUCUUGCAAGGUCAAGGAGAAAUACUACGAGUCGAAUGGCGGUGUUUGCUCUUUACAAUGUGUUUGGACUUCGAGGGCGUGCUGCCAGCAAAGGGCGGGUCGAGCGGGCAGAACCAAGCCUGGGCAUUGUUUCCAUAUGUGCUCCAAAAGGAGAUUUAAAACGCUACCAUUGAAUUCCGUGCCAGAAAUUUUGAGAGUUCCUCUACAAGAGUUAUGCCUUCAUACCAAAUUGCUGUCGCCAGGAAACACUCCCAUAGCCGACUUCCUGUGUAAAGCAUUAGAACCGCCAUCUUUUUUGGCAGUACGCAACGCCGUGUCGUUAUUAAAAACAAUCGGUGCUUUAACUCCCAUGGAAGAUUUGACUGAAAUUGGGCAGCAUUUGCUAGACUUGACUGUGGAACCGAAGUUAGGUAAAAUGUUGCUUUAUGCUUGCGUCAUGAAAUGUUUAGAUCCUAUAUUGACGAUUGUAUGCAGUUUGGCGAACAAAGAACCUUUUCAAAUAUCAAUGAACCCGGAGAACAGAAAGAAAGGAGGUUUAGCGCGGAAGGAAUUUGCGGCGGACAGUCAUUCCGAUCAUAUGGCAUUAUUGAGAGCUUUCCAAGCCUGGCAAUGUGCCAGGCAGAAUGGCACAGAGCGGUCAUUUUGCGCCAAAAAUUUAAUAUGCGGAGCUACCAUGGAAAUGAUAGUAGGUUAUCGUUCCCAACUUUUAGCACAGCUUCGAGCGUUAUGCCUAGUCAAAGCAAGAGGGACCGGUGAUAUAAAAGACGUGAAUGUGAACUCGGAAAAGUGGCAUGUAGUAAAAGCUGUUCUGGUUAGUGGACUGUAUCCUUCAAUAGCACGCGUAGACCGCGAUUCUUGCACAUUAAGGACGUCUAAGGAAGUAAAAGUGGCUUUCCAUCCCAGUUCGACAUUACACUGUGGAGGUGGAAUUUCUGGAUCACUAAAAUCCGUCCAAAAUUUACCAACAGAUUGGGUUGUCUUUGAGGAAAUAUCUCGGGUUGGGCGAUUUUGUUUCAUCCGAUGCACCACAUUGGUGACUCCUUUGACAGUCGCUUUAUUCGGCGGUCCAAUAAGACUUCCACCUGGAGCGUUAACUCAAAGAGCUAACCCUCCUGGGUUGUCAAGCGACUCAGACAGUGAGGCUGAAGAGAACAACGCUUCCCCGGAUACAGCAGUGUUAACUUUAGAUGAUUGGAUGGCUUUUACAGCAGACGCGUCUGACGCAAUAAGCGUGUAUUAUUUACGGCAAAAACUCUGCGCUUUAGUCAUCCGAAGGAUGUCUAACCCAGCCAAACCCAUGAGUCAACUCGACGAUCAAAUCCUAAAUACCGUUGUCCACGUUUUAGGGGUUGAGGAAAAGAAUGUAGGACUAAAUCAGCCCAGUGGAAUCGGCCAGCGACCAAAGCCACUUACGGUCGACUCCCCAAAUUGGCGUAUGAGAUUGGACGAAGAACAAUACCGACAGGAGCAUAAAUACUAUCCUCAAUAUUGUCAAGGCGAUUUCCCUAAUAACCACCACCAUAACAACUAUUAUCAGAACAGGAACGGGCAAAGGCCUGGAUGGAGGAACGAUGGGAUGCCCCAAGGAUUCUCCCCACAAGCAUACAAUGGCCCCAAAAGUCCCAUGUCCCCGAAUGGGAAGACUCUAUUGGCGAACAUAGAGAAGUACGCGGAAAACAAUGAGGGUAGUACGAGAUAUUUUGUGGUGAAAACCGAUGAUUUGCACAGCGUGGAGGCGGCUCAAAAUGGCACCAGCUUUCCCUUCACGCAAAACACAGGGAAGAAGUUGCAGAAAAUCAAGCAGGACGGCCAUCGCGUGGUGGUGUUCUUCUCUUGUGCGAACGCGUCAAAGUUCGCGGGCGCGGCUUCUCUGACCGAUGCGAAUGGAAGCCUCGAGUUCAUUUCUACGCAACAUGUGCCUUACCACGUGGUCAGGCACAUAGCCAACUCGCUGGGCGGCGGGGGCCGGGUGGCGGGCGCCCGCGAUGGCACGGAGCUGUGCGGCCCGGCCGCCCGAGCGCUGCUCGCAGCUUUGGCGCCGCGGCGCAGGCAUCCGCACCAGCCGCACCAACCGCACCAGCCGCACCAGACUCAGCAACCGCAGCCGCACCAGUCUCACCAACCGCAGCCGCACCAGUCUCACCAACCGCAGCCGCACCAGUCUCACCCACCGCAGCCGCAUCAGUCUCACCCACCGCAGCCGCACCAGUCUCACCAACCGCAGCCGCACCAGUCUCACCCACCGCAGCCGCACCAGUCUCAUCAAUCGCAGCCGCACCAGGCUCACCAGUCCCACCAGGCCAGGCCAAUACAGAAGCACUCUGGCGAUCUUCAGUGACACGGAUACUCGAGGCGAGCUGCAAGAUACCCAUUCGGCUCGCGACCCUGGUCCCUUAGCUAUUAUGAAUAGAUAUCUAGUAGUCCAUUAUUUCUUACUUGUCAUAAUAUUAUUAAAACAACCUUUUUUUUAAAUUUUUAGAGUGAAGUAUGUUUAAAUACGUUAAACGAGUAUUGCACAUUGUAUCACUCUCGGCUUCCUAAUCGGCCUCGCUUUCAGCUCGCGCGCCUAAUACCGUCUCAACUGUAAAAAGCAAUAUACAAUACGUGUUUCAUACGAUGAUAAUCAUCACACUUAAAGCAAAAAACAGGCUAAAUAUAAUUUGUGAUUUUUUAAAAUCUUAAUUUGACGUUAA
Pararge aegeria (speckled wood butterfly) is the source of this 4628-nucleotide messenger RNA. Its product is annotated as 3'-5' RNA helicase YTHDC2-like. Gene Ontology annotation, cellular component: intracellular anatomical structure. The coding region runs from base 29 to 4273 and encodes 1414 amino acids. Lineage: Eukaryota; Metazoa; Arthropoda; Insecta; Lepidoptera; Nymphalidae. The record is from RefSeq and is a predicted model, not a curated record. Gene Ontology annotation, molecular function: ATP binding; protein binding; RNA binding. The transcript has 12 exons.